Messenger RNA from Saccharomyces eubayanus, 555 nucleotides. It is a transcript of the gene MXR2, whose product is annotated as peptide-methionine (R)-S-oxide reductase. The transcript has a single exon. Gene Ontology annotation, biological process: response to oxidative stress; protein repair. Lineage: Eukaryota; Fungi; Ascomycota; Saccharomycetes; Saccharomycetales; Saccharomycetaceae. Gene Ontology annotation, molecular function: peptide-methionine (R)-S-oxide reductase activity. The record is from RefSeq and is a predicted model, not a curated record. The coding region runs from base 1 to 555 and encodes 184 amino acids.
AUGUCGCCGAUAGUAGUUGAAAUAAGGGAGAGGAAGAAUAUUAAAGAAAUGAACAAGUUGAUCAGGUUUCACGCCCCCAAACUACGCAGGACUUUCCCAGACAGAAGAAGCAUUGCACUAGCACGAUAUUGGCAUACUAGCAAGAAAAUGAGUAGCGAAUCGAGCGACAUGAAAUGGAAUGAUGGGCUGACACCCUUACAGCUGAUGGUGCUCAAGGACAAGGCCACCGAAAGACCCAACACGGGUGCGUACCUGCACACCAAGGACACUGGGGUCUACCACUGUGCCAACUGCGACACGCCGCUAUACUCGAGUAACGCCAAGUUCGACGCUCGUUGUGGUUGGCCAGCUUUCUAUGAAGAGGUCUCCCCUGGGGCCAUCACGUACCACCGUGACGAGUCCCUGAUGCCUGCAAGGGUGGAGAUAUGCUGUGGGAAGUGCGGUGGACACCUGGGGCACGUAUUUGAGGGUGAAGGGUGGAAGCAACUGUUGAACUUGCCCAAGGAUUCCAGACACUGUGUCAACAGUGCUUCUCUAAACUUCAAGAAGGAAUAA